Molecule: messenger RNA, 1807 nt
Organism: Dacryopinax primogenitus
Lineage: Eukaryota; Fungi; Basidiomycota; Dacrymycetes; Dacrymycetales; Dacrymycetaceae
Exons: 5
Coding region: 16-1755 (579 amino acids)
Biological process (GO): copper ion import; intracellular iron ion homeostasis; iron ion transport
Cellular component (GO): plasma membrane
Molecular function (GO): ferric-chelate reductase activity
Source: RefSeq, a predicted model, not a curated record
CUGCUCUGAACGACCAUGUCCGACCCCGGUCCUGCUCCAGUACUCGCCCCUCCCCCAGGGCAGCAAGACGAUGUCUACCUCAUCGACCCCGGGUAUGCGAUGAUCUUUACCUACACCUGGGUCUCCGUCGCGGCUGCUGCGAUCCUCUACCGCUUGCCGAAGCUCUAUCGGAGGAUGCGCCAUGCCUGGAGAAGAGACGGGCUGCAGGGUUGGGGGCUGUAUGAAGACCUCUCACCCCUCGCACCGGAGGAGGAGAAGGAAGCCCUCAUCCGGGGAAGUGCUAUAAAACGCACCGAUAGCUUCCGUUGGGUGACAGUGUCUACCCCUGUGCGUUUGGUCCGUGCGGGUGAAGCACUCUUCCGAAAUACCUUUGGCUGGGAAGUCAAGUAUCUCCGCCUGAAUGUCGGACAACUGUUCCUGCUCGUGGGAUUCACAGUCACACUCCUCCUGUGCCUCACGCUCAACUCGGAGCUCGUCCUGAACUCUAACCGGGCAGGAUUCAUGGUCCUCUCGCUCAUCCCCCCCGUCUUCCUCCUCUCGACCAAGAAUUCCCCACUCGCUUUCCUCCUCUCGAUCGGGUACGAGAAGCUCAACUUCCUCCACCGCUGGGGUGGGAGGAUGAUGUUCCUCCUCGCAUGGGUGCAUGGAGCGUUGUGGAUCAACAACCGCCUUGUUAACGGGCAGGCAUACCUCCUCUUGACGGAAGACAAGGAGCGCAGGGGGAUAGCAACCAUCUCCGUGCUAACACUUAUCGUCCUGACCAGUCUUCGCCCAGUCAGGAUAUUCGCCUGGCAGUUCUUCUUCACAUCACACGUGGCGCUAUACGUCGCCUGGUUCGUCUGCCUCAACUACCACACACCCUACGCCAUCCCCUGGAUUUACCCCGCGCUGGCUUUCUACGGAUGGGACAUCUCCGUCCGCCUCCUCCGUUUCCGGGUGAAAGACGCCUCCCUCCUACCAAUCGACGACCAGAUGACGCUCGUGCACAUCCCGGACGCCGUCGGCGGCUGGAGAGGCGGGCAACACGUCCGUCUCCGGAUCUUAGCCGGCGACCUCGCUUUCCAGGCACAUCCGCUUACGAUCCUCAACGCCCCUGCCUCGAGGGCAGACACGACCCGGACGCAGGGGAUGCUGCUCGGUGCUCGUGUGAACGGGGACUGGACGCGUGCUCUGAACAAGCUUGGCAAGACUGGAGCUUGGGUGAUGCUUGACGGCCCCUACGGCGGGGUCUGUAUGAACCCCAAAGAACGCGUGUUGCUCGUUGCUGGGGGGUCUGGGGUCACCUUCACCCUAGGAGUGAUGGACGAGCUGAUCAGCGCUGUCGAAGGCGGUGAUCGCAGGCUACGAGAAAUAGAAUUUGUAUGGUACAUCCGCUCGUACGACUGCGUAAGCUGGUUCGUCUCACACCUCCAAGCACUGGCCCUCCGCGCACAUAGCAUGUCGUUCCUCGACCUCCGUGUGCGCAUAUUCCUUACAUGCCCCUGCGGCGACCCUCCUCUACUCCUCUCCUCCAUCCCGGACUGCGCAGUCAGCACGUCCAAACCGAGCAUGCGGGAGCUUGUCCUCCCCCUACUGGAGUUCGAGCUGGAAGAUGCAGAAGGCGUGAAACCAGCUAUGGGGGGAGGAGUAGGGGUCGUCGUUUGUGGACCGGAAAGGCUGGUGAGACAUGCUCAGAAUGCGGUGGCGAGGAUCAGUCCUGUGGGGGCGGCGAGGGCGGGAGGGGUGGAGAUACAUGCUGAGAGGUUUAGCUUGUAGGCCGUGGGUGGGAGGGGGUGUAUUAACAUGGUGUAAUGAAGAAUAGGAAAAU